AUGCAUCCGCCUCUUCGCAGUAGUCCUGGGCGGACUUCAGGUCAUCUGACACUGUCACUUCCGCCUCUUCGCCAGCUUUCCAGUACACCGCCAACCCCAUCAAGCCGAAGACAUGACAACCCACUGGGUGUUCAGUCCAUAUUGAACCCUCAAGCUGAACUGUUCGAACAGCAGCGAAACUUGCGACGCGACGGACUUCAGAUGGAAACCCCGUCUCCUGUGGAUACACAGCACUCACAUAGCCUUCCCCCAAUAAGCCGACCAGCCAGUGUCGAUUCCUCGCAGGGUGACCAAAAGUCUCGACGUCUUUUCCAACCUCCAGAUCGGCCCUCUGCAAGGAACGUACUGACGCCAAAAUCGCCCAGUCUGCACAGACCACAGAGACUCGGUGGUCUCAAUCGUCCCACAGGUACAAUUGACGCUCAUCAAUCACCUUUCCUAACUGCAAGCGUACGUCCCUUCGAAUCAGCAGGAUCUCAACCAGCCCUACCCACUCCUCCUGCCGGCAGCAGAACAGGUUACUUCCCGCCACUGUCUACGACGGCUCCAAUGCCAAACACAUUGCGUAGUGAGGUACGCCGAUCUAGUGCACAGUUCUUGCCGUCUGGUAGUGCGAGUCCGAUGACACAAUACUCUCCCUACAGUCAAUCUGCGUCAAUUGCCUCAGGAUACGAGAGUCACGGCUCACAAGCGCACUUUACCUUCGCUUCACAUGACGCCCGCCACCCUGGUCCACCACUAGAAAUGGAGCGCAAUAUGAUCCCUGUCGCACCAAGCGGUCAAAGUAGCAUACAGAUCAUGACCAUCAAGAGCCAACAAGGACACAAUGUGCAGAUUCCAGUGGACGUUCAAGCUGCCUCAAAAGUUGCCGACGAGAAAAGGAAACGGAACGCAGGUGCCUCUGCUCGAUUCCGUGCUCGCCGCAAGGAGAAGGAGCGCGAGGCUUCCAUGUGUAUAUCAAGACUGGAGCAGCAGGUGCGCGAGGCCAUGGACAGGGCUGAGUUUUACCGCAGCGAAAGGGACUUUUUCAGGUCUAUCGUGUACCGACAAUCAGGCGCCGACCGACACUAUCCGCGACCGCAGUCUCCAAUUGUACGACGUAUAUCGCCCGCGCCAUCACGAGCGCCUUCGAUGCACGAUGGCGCAUCUGAUGGGUCGUACGGAGACUACGAGGAGGACGGCCGUGAGAUGGAUCGCAACGUACGACGGCGUACUGGUAGCUACCAGCCAAGUCCACUGCCACUCACAGACGCCAAUGUGUCGUCCUUCGCUUCUCACGGAUACACACCGUCACCUGGCCCCUCUUCCCACGGCCACCAAUAUGCCUCUAGUAACCAAGGACAUCUGCCGGGUAUGCAGCAUACACUGGAGCGGCCACUAUGCCGUGAAUCCUUCGCUUAA
Molecule: messenger RNA, 1401 nt
Organism: Boeremia exigua
Lineage: Eukaryota; Fungi; Ascomycota; Dothideomycetes; Pleosporales; Didymellaceae
Exons: 1
Coding region: 1-1401 (466 amino acids)
Biological process (GO): regulation of DNA-templated transcription
Molecular function (GO): DNA-binding transcription factor activity
Source: RefSeq, a predicted model, not a curated record